Messenger RNA from Australozyma saopauloensis, 453 nucleotides. RefSeq lists its product as uncharacterized. The transcript has a single exon. Bases 1 to 453 code for a protein of 150 amino acids. The record is from RefSeq and is a predicted model, not a curated record. Lineage: Eukaryota; Fungi; Ascomycota; Pichiomycetes; Serinales; Metschnikowiaceae.
AUGACUUUUCUUUUCACUAUUUUUGAUCUUAACAUGAGAUUUCAUCUUUUAUUUUUCCUUCUUCUCAACACAAUAACUUUGGCACAUCCAGUGAGUAUCGAGGAAGCCGAACACCAAAGAUUCGACUAUUUCAAGAGUCAGCUCCGCCGGCUCAACUACUAUGUUGAGGAAGUAUUUUGUCCAAAUGGAUUGUUCAACGCAGAUAAUGCCCUAAGUGUUGACACUCUUAAUGAGAAGAAACUUUUGUACACAAGAUACUUGUUCAAAUUGAGCCAAAGAUUUGUUGCUCUUGGAUUGAACCCCGCGGACUUCUUCUGCGAGGCCGAGCCCACAUUUGCUACAAUUCACAAAAGACAUCAAGCUCCAAGGAAAAGGACAAAGCUCUCUAGGUAUAGGGUCAUGGACUAUCUUUACCGGAUUCUCGAAGAGGAGAAUGUGUUCGGUGUUUUAUAA